Messenger RNA from Paramecium tetraurelia, 681 nucleotides. RefSeq lists its product as uncharacterized. The record is from RefSeq and is a predicted model, not a curated record. NCBI's taxonomy places the organism in Eukaryota, Ciliophora, Oligohymenophorea, Peniculida, Parameciidae. The transcript is spliced from 2 exons.
AUGUUUAAAUUAAAUCCUAAAAAGGUACUCAUCAAAACACCGACUAUUUAUGAUUAUCAGGCUAAUUUGCCUGUCGAAACUAGAAAAGCAAUUGUGUUGCACGUUAUGAAUAAGAAUCCUAAGCUUAGAAUAAAAGGAGGAAAUUCAAUGACCAAUCCCUACAAAAUACCAUAUGAGUUGGCUGUUGCAGAUUAAAUUGAAUAGCUGGAAAAAUAUAAAAAUUCCAUUCUCUGGUCUCCUAGAAUGACUCCUAAAAAAUUCACUUUUGCUUUCAUCUAUCCAAUGGGAUUUGCCUUAGUCUUACUUUGGUAUAUUCAUAACGUUGCCAUACCAAGAAGAAUGGUAGAAAUGAAAAGAAAAUAUGGAUACGUCUAUCCUGAAUUAGAAUCGAAGGGCUGGCUAGAUGGUUGGUGGGAUUAUGAAUAAGAAGAAACAGAACAAAUAUUUGAUAUCAUCAAUAUGGAAUUCAAAAAAACAGAAGAUAAAGUUAGAAAUAAGCAGUACACCGAUUUCACCAUUUCCGAUUUACAAAAUUUUGGCAACAAGCCAACCUAUGAAAAUUCUGGAUAAACUUAAAAUAAUCUGAAAUCUGGAAAAUAAAUCAUGUAAGUCAAGGAAAAACAGAAAAUCUAAUCCUAAUUUGAGAAGAUCUUACAGUUACAGACAAAACCAUCAUCAUGA